This is a messenger RNA of Populus euphratica (Euphrates poplar), 3141 nucleotides long. RefSeq lists its product as uncharacterized. NCBI's taxonomy places the organism in Eukaryota, Viridiplantae, Streptophyta, Magnoliopsida, Malpighiales, Salicaceae. Bases 494 to 3034 code for a protein of 846 amino acids. The transcript is spliced from 9 exons. The record is from RefSeq and is a predicted model, not a curated record.
UUAUGGCGACUUGUCUGCAAUAAAGAUAAGUCUCCCUCCAUCCCUCUAAAAUAACAAAACAAAAACAAAAAACUCCUCGUUUGUUUCUCUCUCCCCCCUCUCUCGCUGAGUCUGGGUCAGUCCUUUUCGCUACGGUUUCGUUUCCUUUACUUCGAAAUUAGCAGAGCUUCAGUCUCACGCUUAUAGGAAUCCAGCCAUGUACAUAAACGAGGAAGAGUUGCGUUUGUGAUGAGUUGAGAGGAGAAGAGUUGAUGAUUUAAUACGGAGGCCAUAUGAUAUUUACAUUACAUUGUAUUCAUUUGGCUUUGUGCCGAUGAUGACGAGGUAGAAGAUGAAUUUAAGGGUUGUUGAUAAAAUUAUGAUUUAUGCGCUGAUCUAAUUUUGGAAGUGAUCACCUGCUUGUAUUUAUUGUAAAUAGAUGCACUUUUUUUCGUCAAUGCAUUUUAAGCAGAGGUGUUGAUAGAUUUUGUUUUUCAAUUUGGAGUUUGGACUAAUGGCUGUUGCUAGUGGGCACAAUGUUUCUGUGCUUGAUUCUUCUUUCCUUAGGGAAUCUCAAUCAGAGGCAGUGAGAAGAUGGGGUGAUGAUGGGAGGGCAAGCAACCAGACAACAUCACACGUGCAAAUACAGAGGGAGCUUGAGGAUGAGCAUGUGGUGAGUCAUGUCCAGGGGAGGGUUACUGAUAGAUUGGUCCAAUGUCAGAGUGACGGAUCCAGUACUGAUCUAUUGAGGGUGGAUGCAUCUGAUAACCACAGUAAUGACCAAAGUGGGUCUUCAGAGGGUGGGAGUGCUGGGGAGAGUGAGUGUGGACAAUGGCCCCCAUCUCCAAUUGGAUUGGAGAAUGGACAGGAGGAUUCUUCUGAUCUAGGAGAGGUUGAAAGGGUGAAGGUAAGGCAGAUUUUUCAGGAAUGGAUGGAUUGUGGUGCAAGGGAAUGUACAUCCAGCAUUUCCCAAAGGAACAGUGGUUCUAGAGCAGAAUGGCUUGGUGAAACCGAGCAGGAAAGGGUAAGAAUUAUAAGGGAGUGGGUACAAAUGAACAGCCGGCAGAGAGGUGCUUGUGUUGAUCGCAGAGAAGAAAAAGGUGCUGAGGUUACUGGUCAAAUUGAACAAGUUCUUGAUGGAUUGGUUGUUAACCACAAUGAAGGCCGAACUGAGCAUACUCGGAGGGGUAUUCGUAGAUUGUGUGGCAGACAGGCUUUGCUUGAUAUGCUUAAGAAGUCUGAGAGAGAAAGGCAAAGUGAGCUUGAAGGUUUGUUGGAGCAUUGCGCUGUAACAAAAUUUGCUCAUCGAAACCGCAUUCAGUCAUUACUUCGAGGCAGUUUCUUGCGAAAUGACAGAAUUGUUGAAGAUGAGAGACCCACAUCCACAGCAGCAAGUGAAUUGGGUUUAUUGAGGCAAAGACAUACGGUAUCUGAUCUAAGGGAAGGAUUUUUCUCAAGAUUGGACCAUUCUGUUUGCAGACAACUAAGCAGCAAUGUCAACGAUACCUCAUCUAACAUUGACGUUAAUGAUAAUAGAAGUGAACAAAUCAAAGCAAAAAACUCACAACAGGUCAUAAAUGAAUUUUAUGAACAAACUGAGUCAAAUUCUGAGAAAAAUGGUAGCCUUGGGUUAAUGGAUAGGAGAACUGAUAUAGAAGAUAACAAUGUUGAUGAUGCAAGUUGGCAAGAAAUUACUGCUCAUUUAAAAGAGGGGCCAAGACAAGUUUCAGACUCUAAUGCAAGAGAUAGGAAACAGUUAGCCAACAUUGCAUUUGUUGAGAGGAGGGAUGGUACUAGAGAAGAGGCUAAUGAAAACCAGCAGGAUGGUACUAAUGGUGAAUCAUCCCAAGAAACUAUGGGAAAUGAAGUUGAGGAGAACAAGCAGCUGCUAUCAACAAGGGAAGUAUUUUCUCAGCAAUCCGAGGUAGAUAGAGGGGGAAGUGCUGUCUCCUUGUUAUCCAAUCAUUUGAGUGAUUUGGAAGCCACUGUAAAUGAAGAUGUAAACUGGCAUGAAUCUGCUGAACCAUUAGAACAGUGGCAGAACCAACUCCUGGAAAGUGAAGGGCAGCACUUGUUUGGAGCUAGUCGAGCAUCUGGAGAAUGGGCAGAUGGGGUUCAAGAUAACAUUGAUGGACGUCAACAUGAAACUGCUGCUAAUGAAUGGUUGGAAAAUGAAGAUAGCGAAGGGGCCUCUGAAGUAUGGCUUGAGGAUGGUGGUUUUUUUCAAGAGGCUGUGCAAAGUUGGCUAACAGAGCCUUCUGACCAGGAAGCUAUACCAGUUGGUAGGAUGGAUCCAUUUUAUUUUCCUGAUGAUGACAAUGUAUACAGUAUGGAACUCAGGGAACUCUUGAGCAGGAGAAGCGUCUCCACACUUCUUCGCAGUGGUUUCCGUGAGAGUCUUGACCAAUUGAUACGCUCAUAUGUUGAAAGGCAAAGCCAUACUCCCCUAGAAUGGGAACUGCAAGAAACAUCAGCUAUCCCCGCUACAGCAGAACAAGAUCUGGAACAGCAGACUGUGGAUCAGAAUGAGAGUCGGGGGAAUGCUGUCCAGAGUCCUUCACUUGCUCAACCUUCCCCAACUAUACCCCCUGUAGAGCAGCUCUGGGAUCAGGAAUCGAACCAUUAUACUUGGCCACAGCAUGACAUGCAUCUGCGCUUUGGAAUUGAAUGGGACAUCAUAAAUGAUCUAAGGAUUGACAUGGCUAGGCUCCAACAAAGAAUGAAUAACAUGCAGAGGAUGCUGGAAGCCUGUAUGGACAUGCAGCUCGAGCUGCAACGGUCAAUACAGCAAGAAGUCUCAGCUGCCCUGAAUCGCUCUUCUGAUUCACCAGGGGUGUGUGAGAACAGUGUUCCGGAGGAUAGAUCUAAAUGGGAUCAUGUGAGGAAAGGAAUUUGCUGCAUAUGUUGUGAUGGCAGUAUUGAUUCUCUACUGUACAGGUGUGGGCACAUGUGCACAUGUUCAAAAUGUGCUCAUGAGUUGGUCCGAAGCGGGGAGAAAUGUCCAAUGUGUAGGGCACCUGUAAUCGAGGUUAUCCAUGCCUACUCUAUCUUAUAAUUUGAUGGUUGAGAAACUAGUGGACAAAGUAGAAAGAAAUGGUAUGUUUAGUUUAACUAUGCAUGAUUCAUGUGGGGUGUUUGGUGCUAUGGUUGGACCAUAUUUUU